Messenger RNA from Chiloscyllium plagiosum (whitespotted bambooshark), 2187 nucleotides. NCBI's taxonomy places the organism in Eukaryota, Metazoa, Chordata, Chondrichthyes, Orectolobiformes, Hemiscylliidae. The record is from RefSeq and is a predicted model, not a curated record.
UUUCCUCAGCCUUCUGUUGAGCUCUAGGACCCAGAGGAAUCUUUCACUGGGACUACAGGGAAGUGUCGAAAAGGACAUUUAAUUAUCGCCGAGUGAGUGCAGUUACAUUCUACAGAACAUCCUUAACCGAAGCCACCGAUUGGCCGCGUCUCCAGGACCCGCGAAGCGCCCGUGUCCCGGUCAGUUUGCUUCCUGGAACUUUCUGACUUUUGAAAGGUGUGAUCUGCUGAAGGCAAGGAAGAAGUGAUGGGCUCUACACCUUCACUGCCCGCCUGGGAGAUCCGCAAUCUGGCGAACACAACCGGCUUUACUUCAGAACAGAUUGAAAUCCUGCACAGAAGGUUCUUGCAUCUAACGGAUGGGAAGACUACAAUGGGCAAGGAUUGUUUUGAUAACAUACCGGAUCUGGACUGUAAUCCCAUUAAGUCAAGAAUCAUCAAUGCAUUUUUUGAUGGAAGAAACCUGGGACUACAAACAGGUGGAACAGUUGAUGAAAUCACGUUUGAAAACUUCCUGACUACUUUAUCAUUUUUCCAACAUAUGGAUGAUAACCACACAAAAGAGGACUUAGAAUACUACAAAAAUGAAAAACUGCAAUUUUUGUUUCGGAUGUAUGACACUAAUGGAGAUGGAAAAAUCACCUUGGAAGAAUUAAGAGAGAUUGUAGACGAAUUGCUAUCCAAGACAUCAAAUGCAGAAAAGACCUCCUCAUCAAUUGCAGAUGCUGCAAUGCUGGAAGCUGCCAACAUCUGUGUGGGACAAAUGGAGCCUGAUCAACUGUAUGAUGGAAUAACUUUUGAUGACUUCCUUAAGAAAUCAACACAUCCACAACCACUGAACAGGUCAUCAUUUCACUCUCCUUGACAGUUCCCUGCUACAGAAUUAUCUUCACUUGGUUUUAGCCUUACCUCCACAAAGCCAUUAUACAGUUUAAUGCAUUCUUUUCCCACCCUACACGGUCAACUUGGGAGAUCAUCUUAUAAUUCUAACCUGAAACCUCUCCUAUUCCUUGUUUAAAUGCUAAUUGCUGAGGAUGUUUGCCUUUAGCUUGAUACUUGCUUAUAAAUCCCCAAACUCAACCCGAGGGAGAGACUAAAUCAUCAGGUUACCAGAUAACAGGAUCUUUGUUUGCAAUUUUCCAGUCUUUUCUGCUGCUAUUUCAUGAACUUGAAUGCAUGAUAGGUAUGCUAAUUGAAAUAACUCAUCUAUUAUUAACAUUAAAAUGGGAAGUCUGCACAGAAACAAUGUCUUAGCUUUCAGCUGACAAAGACUAUCCGCUGGUUCAAAUUUCAUUGAUCAAAAACAGUAACACACAGAACAUUAUAACUACGCCAAGUGACAGAAAAGAGUCUGUGAGUUAAACAAGCAGUUAAAUAGCCACACAGAUUAAACCCACUAUUCUUCUUCAUCACAAACUCCAAACUCCAGUAGACAAUUUGAAAUGAGAUUCCUCAUUAAAUUAAAACAUACAAAUUACGGGAAGGAAAUUCCACAAUGGGCACAGAUUGAGACUGUUUUGAAACAAGUUUUGUCUAUCCAAUUUAAGAAAAUACUAAUUAUUUUCCACACUGAAAAAAAAUGGCACUUGUGGGCUAUCUUUAAUGUAAAUUCUUGCAAUGGAAAUGGGCAGCAGUUCCAUAACUCAACUUCCUCUCUAGGAACACUGCAACCUCUGAUUUUUGAGAGACCCCGUAGGAGGUCAAAUGGAUUGUAAUAAUUAUGAUUGGUCACAAUAUUGCUUCAGUCCUAUGAAUUUCAUAAGAGCUGCAAAUGUGAAUCCAUCCAACUAUAGUCUCUGAACACCUCCUUUAAUUUUGAAGAAAGUCACUUCUGAAGUUCUGCCACGCGAAUUAAUGUACCUUCAGAUUUACUGUUGUAAAAUCAAUAUCUUUCAACUCCCAUUCAAUAUUACUACUGUACUCAUUAAACAUUUAAAAAUAAUUAAAGAAGCCAAAUUGUAAAUUUUAAUCCCAUUAACCAGCAUAAAUUGUCAAGGAUAAUAAAAAUAUGAUUUUAAGGUAAUAGCUUUAUGUUACACAUUGAACACAGCACAUCAGAAUUCACAGCAUUAUUUCAAAAAUCAUAUAAUACACAGAAUAGUAUAUAUCUAUCAAUAACCUUUACAAAAUAAUUUAUUUUGAACAGAAGUCCCAUAAGCAAGUGUUUGAAUAUUCUGUUAUAUGUGGC